This is a messenger RNA of Oncorhynchus nerka (sockeye salmon), 3678 nucleotides long. Its product is annotated as proton myo-inositol cotransporter-like. The transcript has 12 exons. NCBI's taxonomy places the organism in Eukaryota, Metazoa, Chordata, Actinopteri, Salmoniformes, Salmonidae. Gene Ontology annotation, molecular function: myo-inositol:proton symporter activity. The coding region runs from base 469 to 2349 and encodes 626 amino acids. Gene Ontology annotation, biological process: transmembrane transport; myo-inositol transport. Gene Ontology annotation, cellular component: apical plasma membrane. The record is from RefSeq and is a predicted model, not a curated record.
CUACAAUGUAUAUUUGUGAAAGACCAAAAAUCGAAUGUUUUGUUGUCAUGGAUUUUUACGAUUUAGCCCAUUUUGACUUUGUGAGAAUUUGCUCUAACAAAGAUUUUGUUCUCGCGCUUUGUCAAGGGGCUUCCCUAUCCAGAAGUGCGCACACGUAGAUAUCCCUGCGCACCAUUAUUGAUCAGUGAGACGUGAUUGGGGUAGAUGGAUUGCCAUGUAUAUAAAAAGCAGUCUGCUUUAAGUUCUGUAACAGAGGGUCUGCUGUGGGUCUAUUGGACAUCAUGCUGCUGACUGUGCAGCUUAGGCAUAUGUUUAGCUGUUUAACUAGGCCUAUCUUGAAAAGUUGAUUCAGCUAAUACUUGUUUCGUCAUACAUACCCUUCACUCAGUGACCAACCAAAAUGGCUAUCCCCUCCCCUCCAUUUCACGCGUAAAUUACCGGAGUGAAUGAAACGACAAUGAAUACAAUAUGCGUAGUAUGAGCAACCCCAUCGGCGUCAUGAGGAAGAAAGUGACGGACGACAGAGAGCGGCGGAGUCUCAUCAGAGCGCCGUCUGAAUCGAGCACCAACAACCCUGGCGUCACCGUCACCUCUGCCGCCGGCGAACCGGAGCUGGCCACCGACCAGGAUGUUACACCGGUAUUCGUGUACGUCUUGGCGUUUUUUUCUGCCCUGGGUGGCUUCCUUUUUGGCUAUGACACCGGGGUGGUCUCUGGGGCUAUGCUUCUCCUGAAAAAAGAAAUGCAUUUGACCGCUCUAUGGCAGGAGUUGUUGGUCUCCAGUACUGUGGGUGCAGCGGCGCUCUCUGCCCUGGCUGGCGGGACUCUGAAUGGGCUCUUCGGGCGCAGGAUCUGCAUACUAAUAGCCAGCUUCAUUUUUACUGCUGGAGGAGUUGUGUUAGGUGCUGCUCCAAACAAGGAGGUUCUUCUUGUCGGAAGGAUUACAGUUGGUUUGGGAAUAGGGAUUGCCUCCAUGACGGUUCCUGUUUACCUUGCGGAGGUCUCCCCACCACACCUGAGGGGUCAGCUGGUCACCACUUACACCCUCUUCAUCACAGCCGGACAGUUUAUUGCCAGUGUUGUGGACGGGGCCUUUACUUACCUGCACCACAAUGGCUGGAGGUACAUGUUGGGUCUGUCCAUUGUCCCUGCGGUGCUCCAGUUCUUUGGUUUCCUAUUCCUGCCAGAGAGUCCCCGCUGGCUCCUUCAGAAGGGCCUUACCCAGCAGGCCAGGCAGGUGCUCAGCAGGAUCCGCGGGGGUCAGAACAUUGAAAAGGAGUAUGACAGCAUGAGGACCAACAUCGAGGAUGAGGAGAAGGAUGCAGGAGGUGGCCUAGUAUUGUGGCGCAUGCUGACUCGCCCUCCCACCCGCAGAGCCCUGAUCGUAGGCUGCGGCCUGCAGAUGUUCCAACAGCUCUCUGGGAUCAACACUGUCAUGUACUACAGCGCCACCAUCCUACAGAUGGCGGGAGUGAGGGACGACAAGCAGGCCAUCUGGUUGGCUUCCGCCACCGCCGCCACCAACUUCCUGUUCACCCUGGUGGGGGUGUGGCUUGUGGAAAGAGUCGGACGCAGGAAGCUUACGCUGGGGAGCUUAAUGGGUACUGCUUUGAGUCUGACGGUCUUGGCUAUAGGGUUCCUGUUAUCGGCCCAGCACUCCCCUGCAGUCACUCUCCACCCCACUGACACCUCUCUCAACUCCACCUCCUGCACACUAUAUGGGUCCUGUCAGCCCUGCAUGUUGGAUCCUGACUGUGGGUUCUGUUACCGUGAGAACGGUUCCACUGUAUACAACUCUUCCUGCAUACCUGUCAAUCAAACAUCGACCGAUGAAGCCGCCUGGGGCAGGUGUUCCAAUCCCAGCCAGGUCAGUGAUGGGUCUCUCUGGGCUUAUAACUACUGCCCCACUUCCUACUCCUGGAUAGUGCUGCUUGGGCUCAUCCUCUACCUGGCUUUCUUUGCUCCAGGUAUGGGGCCCAUGCCGUGGACAGUGAACAGUGAGAUCUACCCUCUGUGGGCCAGGAGCACUGGGAACGCCUGUUCAGCCGGAGUCAACUGGAUCUGUAACGUCCUGGUGUCACUCACCUUCCUCCACGUCGCUGAGUACCUCACCUACUAUGGUGCAUUCUUCCUCUACUCAGGCCUGAGUGUUCUGGGGCUGCUGUUUGUGAUGGGCUGUCUGCCAGAGACCCAGGGCCGCAGGCUGGAGGAGAUGGAGGCCCUGUUCUCCGGAAACCUCUGCUCCUGCAGUGUGUCUGACGGGGAUGGGGACGGAUCCAGAAACAUCCUGUACAACAGGGUAAAAGGGAGCGACAUCCUCUCAGACAAUGAUGCCUCGGACAUGGAGUAGACGUGGCGCGUCAAGGAACCUCUCUCUCUUACACCUUCAUGUCUUUUGAUUGGUGGAUUUACAGGCAAUGGUGUUAAACUCACUUGACUGGGCCUUUAGCAUAUAGCAGCUCUCCUAACUGGCUGGUGGACGAGACUUCAACUCUCCUAACUGGCUGGUGGACGAGACUUCAACUCUCUUAACUGGCUGGUGGACGAGACUAAUUUUCUAGCCCCAUGGAGAGAGUUCAGCCAAGUGCACUAUGGAGUUAAAGCGUAGCAUAUAUAUAUAUAUUUGAUAUAUAUAUAUAUAUUAUAUCAGUGAGUAUAUCAAAGCAGUAAACAUCACUGGAAUAUAACAUUACUAUUAUAAUAGUAUAGUAGUGUAUUCAUUUCCAAUGCUUAUAAAGUCCCACAAAUGUGUAGUAAUGCAUUUGUUUCUGUCCUUGGAUUUGGUCAUUUCUUUAGCUCCAGUAGUAGUAAGGUGGUACUAUCUGGAGAUGUGUGGCUUCUCAGCCAGGACCAAAGUUUUUUAAUUUUUUAUUGGCACACUAGCCUUAAUUUGUUUGAAUAUUUUGAUGACAUUACUAUAUUUAUUAAUCCUUUGCUACAGAUUGCACAUUGAUAAACCUAAUGAAAUUAACCUUUCCUUUCAGAAGUUUCGGGAUUCUUUUUUUGCCUUGCAUUCAAAUCAAUCAAAGUGCACAUGAUCAAAUGCAGUCCUGUGGUGUUCCACGUGCUUGUCUUGGUGGAUUAUCAUGUCUGCUUGUCUUGGUGGAUUAUCAUGUCUGCUUGUCUUGGUGGAUUAUCAUGUCUGCUUGUCUUGGUGGAUUAUCAUGUCUGCUUGUCUUGGUGGAUUAUCAUGUCUGCUUGUCUUUGGAUUAUCAUGUCUGCUUGUCUUGGUGGAUUAUCAUGUCUGCUUGUCUUGGUGGAUUAUUAUGUCUUGGUGGAUUAUCAUGUCUGCUUGUCUUUUGGAUUAUCAUGUCUGCUUGUCUUGGUGGAUUAUUAUGUCUUGGUGGAUUAUCAUGUCUGCUUGUUUUUGGAUUAUCAUGUCUGGGUGGAUUAUUAUGUCUGCUUGUUUUGGUGGAUUAUUAUGUCUGCUUGUUUUGGUGGAUGAUCGUGUCUGCUUGUUUUGGUGGAUGAUCGUGUCUGCUUGUCUUGGUGGAUUAUCAUGUCUGCUUGUCUUGGUGGAUUAUCAUGUCUGCUUGUCUUGGUGGAUUAUCAUGUCUGCUUGUCUUGGUGGAUUAUUAUGUCUGCUUGUCUUGGUGGAUUAUUAUGUCUGCUUGUUUCAUACCUACUGUAUUUAUACAAAUUAAAGCCUACAUGCAUUUUUUGUAGGUUGGCAUGGCAA